AUGAGCUACUACUUUGCCAUCGUCGGCGCCCAAGACAACCCCCUCUUCGAAUACGAGUUUGGCACCUCCAAGCAGGGCGGCGACGGGCAGUCGCGCUUCACCGACCAGCUCCGCCACCUUAACCAGUUCAUCCUGCACUCCAGCCUAGACGUUGCCGAGGAGCUGCAAUGGGCCCAGGGACAAAUGUACCUCAAAUGCAUCGACAAGUUCUUCAACAACUACAUCUCGUGCUUCGUCACGGGCGCCAACGUCAAGUUUCUGCUGCUGCACCAACCCCUUGUCCCGACGUCGACGACUUCGUCUCGGUCUUCCACAGCUAUAGGCGCGAACCCGACCAGUCCGGCGACAGAGGAAGCCAUCAAGAUGUUCUUCACCGAGGUGUACGACAACUGGGUCAAGGCAGUCAUGAAUCCCUUCUACAGGGCAAACACCGAGGUGACGAGUCCCGUCUUUAGGCAGAGAGUAUCGGCCGCGGGGCGAAAGUAUUUGUGA
Ustilaginoidea virens is the source of this 492-nucleotide messenger RNA. RefSeq lists its product as uncharacterized. Gene Ontology annotation, biological process: endoplasmic reticulum to Golgi vesicle-mediated transport. Lineage: Eukaryota; Fungi; Ascomycota; Sordariomycetes; Hypocreales; Clavicipitaceae. Gene Ontology annotation, cellular component: cytoplasm; TRAPP complex; nucleus. Bases 1 to 492 code for a protein of 163 amino acids. The transcript is spliced from 2 exons. The record is from RefSeq and is a predicted model, not a curated record.